Messenger RNA from Lodderomyces theae, 1002 nucleotides. It is a transcript of the gene ECM4, whose product is annotated as omega-class glutathione transferase. Gene Ontology annotation, cellular component: cytoplasm. Gene Ontology annotation, molecular function: glutathione transferase activity. The transcript has 2 exons. NCBI's taxonomy places the organism in Eukaryota, Fungi, Ascomycota, Pichiomycetes, Serinales, Debaryomycetaceae. Bases 1 to 1002 code for a protein of 333 amino acids. The record is from RefSeq and is a predicted model, not a curated record.
AUGUCUAAAAGUAUUGAGAUCUUGAAAUUCGCCGACGAAGACGGCAACUACAAAAGAAAGCCGUCCGUGUUUCGUGAUUGGAUCAGUGCCAAACCUGGAUCCAGAUUCCCGCCUGAAGCUGGUAGAUACCAUUUGUAUGUAUCCUUUGCUUGUCCAUGGGCUCACCGUACUUUGAUUACCAGAAGAUUGAAGGGUUUGGUUUCCAUAAUUGGAUUGUCUGUUGUGCACUGGCACAUGGAUGACAAAGGGUGGAGAUUUCCCACAAAAGAGGAGUUGGAGUCAUUGCCACAAAAAGACGACAUAUCCUUGGGAACUCCUGACAAUUUGUAUGGAUUCGAUCGGUUAAGAGAGUUGUACUUCAAGGCCGACCCAAACUACAAUGGUAGAUUUACCGUCCCGGUUUUGUGGGACAAGAAGGAGCAGACAAUUGUCAACAAUGAGUCUGCAGAGAUUAUUAGAAUGCUCAACUUUGACUUCAACUCUAUCUUGCCUACGGAGUAUGCUGACUUGAACUUGGUGCCCAAGGAGUUGGAGUCUCAAAUUGAUGAAAUCAAUGGUUGGAUCUACGACAAUAUCAACAAUGGAGUUUACAAAACCGGUUUUGCUUCCAAACAAGAGGUGUAUGAAAAGGAGUGCCGUAACGUUUUUACCCAUUUGGAUAAGGUGGAAGAAUUGUUGAAGAAGAAUAAAGAACAAGACCGUAAGAAUGAGUUUUUGUUGGGAAGCAGAUUAACUGAAGCUGAUAUUAGGUUGUUUACUACAAUCAUUCGUUUUGACCCGGUGUAUGUCCAACAUUUCAAGUGCAACAUUGGAAUGAUCCGAACCCACUACCCAAACAUUCACAAUUGGGUUAGAUUGUUGUAUUGGAAGAUCCCGGGGUUCCAAGAAACCACCAAUUUUGAACACAUCAAGUACCAUUACACCAAAUCUCAUAUCAAAAUCAAUCCCUAUGGUAUUACACCCUUAGGACCAGUGCCAAACAUUUUACCAAUCGAUCAAUAA